Molecule: messenger RNA, 5025 nt
Organism: Chrysochloris asiatica (Cape golden mole)
Lineage: Eukaryota; Metazoa; Chordata; Mammalia; Afrosoricida; Chrysochloridae
Gene: SDK2
Product: sidekick cell adhesion molecule 2
Exons: 35
Coding region: 1-5025 (1674 amino acids)
Biological process (GO): cell-cell adhesion
Molecular function (GO): protein binding
Source: RefSeq, a predicted model, not a curated record
AUGGUCAGGGUGGGCAAGGACCCUGGGGCAUCGCUGGGAAUCAAGGAGAUGGUCCCUCCCCUGAAUGAUGUGGCCCCAUACUUCAAGACAGAGCCUGUGCGGACGCAGGUGCACCUGGAGGGGAACCGCCUGGUUCUCACAUGCAUGGCGGAGGGCAGCUGGCCCCUGGAGUUCAAAUGGCUUCAUAAUAAACAAGAGCUGACCAAGUUCUCUCUGGAGUACAGGUACAUGAUCACCAGCCUGGACCGCACCCACGCCGGUUUCUAUCGCUGUGUCGUGAGGAACCGAAUGGGCGCUCUGCUGCAGCGGCAAACCGAGGUCCAGGUGGCCUACAUGGGGAGCUUUGAGGAGAGCGAGAAGCGUCAAAGUGUCUCCCAUGGAGAAGCAGCUGUCAUCCGCGCCCCGCGCAUCGCCAGCUUCCCCCAGCCUCAGGUGACCUGGUUCCGGGAUGGCCGCAAGAUCCCACCCAGCAGCCGAAUAGCCAUUACGCUGGAGAACACCCUUGUCAUCCUAUCCACUGUGGCUCCCGAUGCAGGUCGCUACUACGUGCAGGCUGUUAAUGACAAGAAUGGGGAUAACAAGACCAGUCAGCCCGUCACUCUUGCCGUGGAGAAUGUCGGGGGGCCUGCGGAUCCCAUUGCUCCCAGCAUCAUCAUCCCUCCCAAGAACACCAGCGUGGUGGUCGGGACCUCGGAGGUGACCCUGGAGUGUGUGGCCAACGCCAGGCCCCUGAUUAAGCUGCACAUCAUUUGGAAGAAGGAUGGGAUACUGUUGUCGGGAGGUAUCAGCGACUUCAACCGCCGGCUCACCAUCCCCAACCCCACAAGCAGCGAUGCCGGAUACUACGAGUGUCAGGCUGCCCUACACAGCAGCAGCGUCCCUGCUGUUGUCCGGGGGGCCUACCUGUCCGUGUUAGAGCCGCCUCAGUUUACCAAGGAACCAGCGAGACACAUCACCGCGGAGAUGGAGAAGGUGGUGGACAUUCCCUGCCGGGCCAAAGGUGUGCCACCGCCCUCUAUCACCUGGUACAAGGAUGCAGCGGUGGUGGAGGUGGAGAGGCUGUCCCGCUUCCGGCUGCGUGGCGACGGGGGCCUGCAGAUCAGUGGGCUGGUGCCGGACGACACGGGCAUGUUCCAGUGCUUUGCCCGUAACGCGGCGGGAGAGGUGCAAACCUCCACCUACCUGGCCGUCACCAGCAUCGCCCCCAACAUCACGAGGGGCCCCCUGGAUAGCACUGUGAUCGAUGGCAUGUCUGUGGUUCUGGCCUGUGAAACUUCGGGGGCACCCCGGCCAGCCAUCACGUGGCAGAAAGGGGAACGAAUCCUGGCCAGCGGCUCCAUCCAGCUACCCCGCUUCACGCUUCUGGAAUCGGGCAGCCUGCUGGUCAGCCCCACACACAUCUCGGAUGCCGGCACCUACACCUGCUUGGCCACCAACUCCCGGGGAGUGGACGAGGCCUCAGCGGACCUGGUUGUCUGGGCCCGGACCCGAAUCACUAAGCCCCCCCAGGACCAGAGUGUCAUCAAAGGCACCCAGGCUUCCAUGGUGUGUGGUGUGACCCAUGACCCCCGAGUGACCACCAGAUACGUCUGGGAGAAGGAUGGGACCACCUUGGGUGUGGAGAGCAACCCCCGCAUCCGUCUGCACAAGAAUGGCUCCCUGCACAUCUCCCAGACGUGGUCCGGAGACAUCGGCACGUAUACCUGCCGGGUGCUCUCCGCCGGAGGCAAUGACUCACGAAGUGCCCACCUUCGGGUCAGGCAGCUGCCCCAUGCCCCCGAGCACCCGGUGGCCACCCUCAGCACUGGGGAGAAGCGGGCCAUCAACCUGACGUGGGCCAAGCCCUUUGACGGGAACAGCCCUCUGAUCCGAUACAUCUUGGAGAUGUCAGAAAACAACGCCCCCUGGACGGUACUCCUGGCCAGUGUGGACCCCGACACAACCUCGGUGACGGUCAAGGACUUGGUCCCCGCGAGGUCCUACCAGUUCCGCCUCUGUGCCGUUAAUGACGUGGGGAAGGGCCAGUUCAGCAAGGACACAGAAAGGGUAUCACUCCCUGAGGAGCCCCCCACGGCCCCUCCACAGAAUGUCAUUGCCAGUGGCCGGACCAACCAGUCCAUCAUGAUCCAAUGGCAGCCACCUCCUGAGAGCCACCAGAAUGGACUCCUUAAAGGUUACAUCAUCAGGUACUGCCUGGCUGGACUGCCCGUUGGGUACCAGUUUAAGAACAUCACAGAUGCCGACAUCAACAACCUGUUACUGGAGGAGCUCAUCAUCUGGACCAACUACGAGAUCGAGGUGGCCGCCUACAACAGUGCAGGGCUAGGCAUCUACAGCAGCAAAGUCACCGAGUGGACGCUGCAGGGAGUGCCCACGGUCCCUCCAAGCAACGUGCAGGCAGAAGCCACCAAUUCUACCGCCAUCCGCUUCACCUGGAACGCACCCAGCCCUCAGUUCAUCAACGGCAUCAACCAGGGCUACAAGGUACCGGGGGCCUUUCCCACUUACCAGAUCACACACCGGCUCAAUGCCACCACAGCCAACACUGCCACCGUGGAGGUACUGGCCCCCAGCGCCCGCCAGUACACCGCCACUGGGCUCAAGCCUGAGGCUGUCUACCUGUUCCGAAUCACGGCGCAGACUCGCAAGGGCUGGGGAGAGGCCGCCGAGGCCUUGGUGGUGACCACAGAGAAGAGAGACCGCCCGCAGCCACCCAGCAAACCAGUGGUUCAGCAGGAAGAUGUGAAGGCUCGCAGUGUGUUCCUGUCCUGGGAGCCGGGCAGCGAUGGGCUGUCCCCUGUGCGUUACUACACUGUACAGAUGAGAGAGUUGCCUAGCGGCCGGUGGGUGCUGCACUCAGCCUCCAUCAGCCACAACGCCUCCUCCUUCGUGGUGGACCGGCUCAAGCCCUUCACUUCCUACAAGUUCCGGGUGAAGGCCACCAAUGACAUUGGGGACAGCGAAUUCAGUGAGGAGUCAGAAUCACUGACCACCCUGCAAGCUGCUCCCGAUGAAGCACCCACCAUCCUGUCGGUGCUACCCCACACCACCACCUCCGUGCUGAUCCGAUGGCAGCCACCAGCUGAAGACAAGAUCAAUGGCAUCCUCCUGGGUUUCCGGAUCCGCUACCGCGAGUUGCUUUACGAAGGGCUGAGGGGCUUCACGUUGCGUGGCGUCCACAAUCCGGGAGCCAAGUGGGCGGAGCUCACCUCCUUGUACUCCACGCGGAACCUGAGCCGGCCCAGCCUCACGCAGUACGAGCUGGACAACCUGAACAAGCACAGACGCUAUGAAAUCCGGAUGAGUGUGUACAACGCUGUGGGUGAGGGUCCCUCCAGCCCCCCACAGGAGGUCUUUGUUGGAGAAGCAGUGCCGACUGCUGCACCCCGCAAUGUGGUGGUCCAUGGUGCCACAGCCACGCAACUGGAUGUGAUGUGGGAGCCUCCCCCACUGGAGAGCCAGAAUGGAGACAUUCAGGGUUACAAGAUUUAUUUCUGGGAAGCCCAGCGACGGAAUCUCACGGAGAGAGUCAAGACUCUUUUUCUGCCUGAGAACAGUGUAAAACUUAAGAACCUAACCGGCUACACAGCCUACAUGGUCAGCGUGGCGGCCUUCAAUGCCGCCGGGGAUGGGCCACGGAGCACCCCCACCAGGGGCCAGACCCAGCAAGCAGCCCCCAGUGCACCCGGUUCUGUCAAGUUCAGUGAGCUGACCACAACCUCGGUGAAUGUGUCCUGGGAGGCUCCGAAGUUCCCCAACGGCGUCCUGGAGGGGUACCGGCUAGUGUACGAACCCUGUACACCCGUGGAUGGGGUCAGCAAGAUUGUGACUGUGGAUGUGAAGGGGAGCAGCCCCCUGUGGCUGAAGGUGAAAGACUUGGUGGAAGGGAUGACCUACAGGUUCCGCAUCCGAGCCAAGACCUUCACCUACGGACCCGAGAUCGAAGCCAACGUUACCACGGGCCCAGGAGAAGGUGCACCAGGACCACCUGGCAUGCCCAUCAUUGUACGGUACAGCUCCGCCAUCGCCAUCCACUGGUCCAGCGGAGAUCCUGGCAAGGGACCCAUCACCCGCUAUGUCUUAGAGGCCAGACCUUCAGAUGAGGGGCUCUGGGACAUCCUCAUCAAGGACAUCCCCAAGGAGGUGACCUCCUACACGUUCAGCAUGGACAUCCUAAAGCCGGGUGUGAGUUAUGACUUCCGGGUCAUCGCAGUCAAUGACUACGGCUUUGGCACCCCCAGCAGCCCCUCCCAGUCUGUACCAGCCCAGAAAGCCAACCCGUUCUAUGAGGAGUGGUGGUUCUUGGUGGUCAUUGCCCUUGUCGGCCUCAUCUUCAUCCUGCUCCUGGUCUUUGUGCUCAUUAUCCGAGGUCAGAGCAAGAAGUACACCAAGAAGACCGAUUCGGGCAACAAUGCCAAGUCUGGUGCGCUAGGCCACGGCGAGAUGCUCAGCUUGGAUGAAAGCAGCUUCCCUGCCCUGGAACUCAACAACCGCCGGCUCUCCGUCAAGAACUCCUUCUGCAGAAAGAACGGCCUAUACACCAGGUCUCCUCCGAGGCCCAGCCCAGGCAGCCUGCACUACUCAGAUGAGGAUGUCACCAAGUACAAUGAUCUGAUCCCGGCCGAGAGCAGCAGCCUGACAGAGAAACCCUCGGAAAUCUCCGACUCUCAGGGAAGCGACAGUGAGUAUGAGGCGGACCCGAGCCACCAGAAGGCCCACUCUUUUGUCAACCACUAUAUCAGUGACCCCACUUACUACAACUCGUGGAGACGGCAGCAGAAGGGGAUCUCGCGUGCCCAGGCAUACAGCUAUACAGAGAGCGACCCGGGAGAGCCGGACCAUGCCACCCUCGCCAACAGCAACAGCACCCAACAGGGAAGUCUCUUCCGGCCCAAGGCCAGCCGGACUCCAACGCCCCAAAACCCCCCUAACCCUCCGAGUCAGCAGAGCGCCCUCUACCGACCCCCCAGCAGCCUUGCUCCUGGCUCCCGGGCUCCUAUAGCAGGAUUUUCCUCGUUCGUGUGA